GUCUCCUCAACUCUCGUUCAUAAUCAGCCGACUACAGCGUUUAAGACAGCUAUGCUAGCAGGCUAGCCGCAAAAUGUGAAUUUUAAGCGAUUUUUAAAAAUAAUUUUAUUUGUUGGUGACAGUUGUUGCAUAUUUUGUUGUUCUCGAGCAGCACUUAGUGGAUUAUCAAGAUAUUAUAAUUGGUCGUUUGUUGAUGUAGAGUGAGCAAUUUAGCUAGAAACGUUAGCACUCUAAGCUAACAUCUAUUACUGCUAAGAAGGCACUUUCACCGGACGAUGGACGAGCUGGUCCAUGACCUGGUGUCAGCUCUGGAGGAGAGUUCAGAGCAAGCUGCGCGUGCUGGCUUUGGAGACGGAGGAGAUCACGCGCUGGCUGUGGGCUGCCUGCUGAAGAGACAGGCUCGGAAACGGAGGGGGAGAAAACGACGCUCGGACAACCCACAUCCGCCGUGGGAGACGGGUCAUCUCAGUGAGGGUUCAGAGUCCAGCGUGGAGGAACAUAAGGACUACCGCGCCGGCACAGGAGGUGUUUCUGCUGCUAAUAGCCACGCUCGUGACAACAGCGACUCCGAUGACCAGCUUGGCCCAAAAAGACGCCCUCCUCAUGCAGCCGAUCUUGGACGGAGCAAGCGUCCGUUUUGGCAAGACGACCUAUCUGUCCUGGGCUCAGUGGAGGGAACGCGCAGCCUCAGGCGACGGCGUAAGGUCAAACGCAUGGCCGUUGACCCGCCUGUGGAGCCAGAACCCCACUCCUCCAUCGUGCUGGGUCCCCCACCCAUCCCCAAAGCCCGUGUUGGCAGCAGGCCUCAUCGGGUGGGCGAGCUGGAGCUAUGUGGAGGAGCAGUGAUCGGGUCAGAGGGAGGCAAGAACCAGGUGAAGAAGAGGAAGCUAACAACCCACAGGCUGGGAGCGGAAGCUGCAGAUGAAGGGGUGGUUGUUGAGAGCGAAGACCCAGUUUCUUCUCCAGCGGAGGGGUCCAAGGAGAAGAUGGAGCUGGAGGAGCAAAAGGGCUCAGAUGAGGAGAUGAGUGACAGGUGUGAGACCAGCAGUGUCAGCAACAGCAGCGAUGGUGGCCUCUAUACCAACGAUGAGGGGAGGCAAGGUGAUGACGAGCAGAGCGACUGGUUCUACGACGGCGACCCUGGGUCGGGUUCUGGGCCCGGCGGUGCGUGUGGGAUAGCAGGAGUGGUCCCCUGGUGGGAGAGGGAGACGGCGUCGGAGGAGCUGGACCUUUCCGACCCCGUCUUCAGCAGCAUCCUGUCUGGAUCCUUCCCGCUCUUGACCCCUGGAGCUCAGAGAGGGUUUCAGGCCAGGCUGAGCCGUCUCCAUGGGAACCAGCAGGGUUCUGAAGCUGGUCUGCGAGGAAGCUCCAGUCCAGGCUUCAGUGAGAGGCUGAGCAGACAGAACCAGGACUCACAUGAGCCGUGGUUUAGCUCAGGCUCAAGGAGGGACCACGGACAGUUGCACUGGGACCCGUGCUCAGACAGAGGACAUCGUAGGACUUGCUCAGUUAAAACAGCCAGCAGACAGACCAGCGGACACCUCGGCUCUCUGUGCACAGGGGACAUCAAGCGGAGACGAAAAGCAGCCCCGCUUGGCUCUGUUGGAUCCUCCGGCGUCGUCGGGGAGAACGCUCCGCCAAUCCCCGACUCGAACACGGGGAGCCGCAUGUUGCAGAGCAUGGGCUGGAACCCCGGAACGGGUCUGGGUCCAGAGGGGCGGGGCAUCACCGAGCCCAUCCGGGCCACCCAGAGACCCAAAGGAGCAGGUUUAGGUUUCAACUGAACGUCUGCUGUUCGCCCCAAACAGGAGGGACUGGAAUAAAACGUCUCCUCGGGGCUCUUUUAAAACAACUUUUUUAAGUAACCCAGCCAUGUGGACGACCAGAGACUAGACCUGGGGGAUCCCAAGCUCAUCUGUGCUGACAAAACUACUUUCCCAUAUUGGGGAACCCAGAAGAAGCCUGGGACGGCCUCAGAGACUUCCCGUAGUCGCCACUGAGGCGUAAAAAAGGGACACGUUUUGCUCAGACUCCAUGUUGGAGGUAAAAGACACUGAUGAGUUACCGCAGACGCUUCAGGAUCUUCGAGUGCAUCAGAGGUGGCCUCUGGUGACAAACGGUUAGCGGUUAGCCGCGUUGAUUGGAGCACAAACAUGGACUUGUCUAAAAUUGCACAGUUUGAAUUCAGCGGUUUGAGUUUAUAAACCUCAGCACAGCUCUCGUGUUGUUUUAUGGCAUGGACGUAAUUUUCACUUUAGAAGUGGGGGGGACACGGGGAUUGGGGUGUGGGGGGGGUAUCUUUACAGUAUGCUCUAAUGGGAAACAGGCUUCAACACAAAUGGUUGUUUUCUGCUUGGUCCUAGAGCUCAACCAGUGUCAAUUUAAUAUAGCGUAAUAUUGUUUUUGGAUGGUAAAAAGUGCAGGGGUCAAAACUUGACUUUGGAAAAAGUGGGGGGGACAUGUCCCCCCUGUCCCCCCCCCAAAAUUACGUCCAUGUUUUUUGGUGAUGAAGUUGGGGUACGCUGCAUUGAUGGAAGGUUUUAUUCUUCAUUUAAAUGGAGCACGUUUAGUUAUUAAAAUGCUUUUAUUUCUCAACAAAAGAAUCUAAAAGCAUGGUUUUUGUGUUGGCUCGGUGCCUGCCGCACCUCUCUGCUGCAGCUUUAACACAAACUUCUGUGUGGGAUUUAGCCUUUUCUGUUUUAAAAUUUAAAAGUAAAAAAAUUGAAGGAUGCUAACUAGCAUUUAGCCACCUGUAGCCGUGCUAAGUGACAUCACACUUGACAGCUUUACAUGGAGGUGAUUUUUCACGGUUUCCUGUGCGUGAUCAGAAACCGCCAAAGGGGAAAAUAAGGAAUGUCACCUUCACUUAAAGGGCUCUUGCACCUGUUUUCCCCUAUGUUGCAUGACUAGUCCAUUCACUGUGGACAAAAAUAGACGAUCAGAUGGAGCUAAAGGCAUGAGUCUUUAAACUGGCGUUUACGGAGAAUGUAUGUUUGUACUGGAACAGCGUCUGUUUCCUUUUUGAAGCUGAUUGAAAAAAUAAAAAUCAGCUGUCUGUUAAGGCUAAUCUGGGAAA
This is a messenger RNA of Nothobranchius furzeri (turquoise killifish), 3076 nucleotides long. It is a transcript of the gene gpatch2, whose product is annotated as G patch domain containing 2. Lineage: Eukaryota; Metazoa; Chordata; Actinopteri; Cyprinodontiformes; Nothobranchiidae. The record is from RefSeq and is a predicted model, not a curated record. Gene Ontology annotation, cellular component: nucleus. Gene Ontology annotation, molecular function: nucleic acid binding.